Molecule: messenger RNA, 2613 nt
Organism: Hemibagrus wyckioides
Lineage: Eukaryota; Metazoa; Chordata; Actinopteri; Siluriformes; Bagridae
Gene: c1qtnf2
Product: C1q and TNF related 2
Exons: 3
Coding region: 613-1584 (323 amino acids)
Molecular function (GO): protein binding
Source: RefSeq, a predicted model, not a curated record
UGCGAAGCAUAGUUACCAUGGUUACACCCUUGACAUUGGUUAUUUUCCUGCAGCAAUUUCUUGACGUUUCUCAUACUCUUUACCAUUUGUAGUUUAAUUUUAAUGUCGUGGAAACACAAAAAUGACAUUAUAGCAGCUAACACAUUAUAACAGUGUUUUCCUGCUCGUUUUCUCUCUGUCAUGAAGUUAAUUAGGAUAGAAAUGCAGCUUGUUAAUCAAGAAACCCAGAAACACGCCUACAUGCGAGACCGUAACUCAUAAAUACAUGACUCUUUAUAACGUAUUAGAACUGCAGAGCUGCUGUGAAUCCAAAUGAUUCUGAUCAUGAACUUCUGACCAAUCAGAAUCAAGAGCUGUUGUGUUAAUGUUUUAAAGCCUUUAGUCCAAGUAUAAUCUCACCCCAAGCAACAUGACUGUGAGCGUCUGAUCUCCAGCUGAAUUUCCUCCGAAAGUCCCCUCCUCCGUAUCCAGUGUGUUACAUCAUGUCCAAAGCAUCUGGAGCAAGUACGUCAAACCAGGGCGGAUGCUGGUGCGGAGGAGACGCAGGAUAUCGGCUACAGAGCUUGUUUUUUGAGCGCUUUUUUACAUUUUGCACAAACCUGCUGAGGGCAGAUGGGGUCUGGCAUCGCGCGUGAGCGAGACCUGCGUCACGGCUGUGUCAUGCAUCCGCUCUGGUUGGCCACGUGCCUGCUCUCUCUCUCCCUUGUCCUCACUGUGAAAUCAGCUGGGAAGAAAGAACACAACUUCACCAUUCAGUCGUCUCAGCUUGUAUGCAGUUUACCCGGGCCUCCAGGACCACCGGGCAGCCCGGGGCCUGCAGGGCCAAACGGGGGGCCAGGACGCAUGGGUUCACCAGGCUCUGACGGCAAGGAUGGCAAAGAUGGGGAUAAGGGGAAUAAAGGAGAGCAAGGGGAGUCGGGUCGCACAGGGAAUCCCGGAAAACCAGGACUGAAGGGUCGCCAAGGAGUCGUAGGUAGGGCGGGGCCAAGAGGUCUGAAAGGGGCACGGGGGGCACCUGGAGUGCGUGGACCGAGCGGGCUGAAGGGUGAAAUGGGAGAUCUGGGUGUAGCUGGCCUCCCCGGCGGAUGCAAGUGCGGGACGCAGGCACGCUCGGCCUUCUCCGUCGCAAUUAGCAAGAGUUAUCCGAAGGAGCGCACGCCCAUCCGCUUCGACCGCGUCCUGAUGAACGAAGGCGAACAUUACAACCCCAGCAGUGGCAAGUUCACCUGCGUUGUCCCAGGUGUGUACUACUUCAGCUACGACAUCACACUGGCUAACAAACACCUGGCGAUCGGCCUCGUCCACAACGGCCAGUACAAGAUCAAGACAUUCGACGCCAACACGGGGAACCAUGACGUGGCCUCAGGGUCCACAGUGCUCCGGCUUCAGAAAGGAGACCAAGUGUGGCUUCAGAUCUUCUACUCCGAGCAGAACGGCUUGUUCUUCGAUCCCUUCUGGACUGAUAGCCUGUUCACGGGAUUUCUUAUCUAUGCAGAUCAGAUUCCUCAGAGGAACAUCUCUUCUGCUAGCUCUGGGACAGAAUUACACAAAGAAUUAAACAGAAAUACAUCUGGUCAUGUUUAAGCUUUUUAUACAUGCUACUCUCUUUACAGCAUUAUCUUCAGAUCCACUAUUCACCGUUUUCAGGGAUGUGUGACCAAGAAAUUACCAAGAAAUUAUUCUAAACCCGUUGUGUUCUUAUUAUAAACACUUUUCCACACCAAAUUCUCUGCAAAUGCAUCCCUGGUUCCGGUCCAAAUCUCUUCAGACGUUUAUAUUUCAUGAUAAUAAUCCCAAACACCUUCAGAUUCUCUUACAUGGUAGUCACCUCCCAUAGGGUCAGAGCCAGACUAAUCAGCCACAACAUUAAAACUAAUGACAUGUGACGUGUUGAUGAUCUCAUUACAGUCAAGGAGCGGGAUAUUUUAUGCAGCAACAACAUAAUAAUGCUUCCUGGAAGGAGGAGAAGUGGGCAAGCACAAGGAUCUGAGCCACUUUCACUAGGGAUCCAGAUCUCUAAACAGCAAAUAUUGUUAGGUUUUCCCAGUAUAAAGUGGUCCAACCAGUGAAGAACAACCGAUAAAUCAGCGACAAAUCAUGUGGAGUCCCUGCCUUGAUGGAUCAGAGCUGGGUUUUUUGGUGGAACAAGGUGGACCCUCACAAUAUCAGUGAGGUGGUUUUAAUCUUAUGGCUGAUCGGUGCAUAUCAGCGACUAAUAUUCAUCUUUAAAUGUUACAUUCCACUGAAAUACUAAUUCAAUCAAAAUUACUGUAGCAUCUUCGAUGCCUGAUUUAGUGUCAUUGAGUCAUUAUUGCACCUAGUGGUCAAAAUCAGGCAUGACAAGCCCACAGGGGCAGGAAUCAUGCUGCCCCAUGCUCGUGGUCACUCUGGUGAUAUUUACUGGAGGAGGAGGAGCUGACAGGACAGUUAUGGCAGAUUAUAGACAAGUUUAAAAAAUAGUCAGUGGCCACCGAGAUCUUGUUUUCUAGGAAAUAUUUAAUCAUUCAAUAAAUCUGAUCAUUUCUGCAAACAAAGGAAGUGUGAGCUCCUCGAUGAUGUACAGAAUCAUUUCUCUUGUGAGAGAUAUAUUAGAAUAAAGAUCAAAACAUUAAA